Marmota flaviventris (yellow-bellied marmot) is the source of this 1740-nucleotide messenger RNA. RefSeq names its product multiple inositol-polyphosphate phosphatase 1 (gene Minpp1). Gene Ontology annotation, molecular function: acid phosphatase activity; inositol phosphate phosphatase activity. The record is from RefSeq and is a predicted model, not a curated record. NCBI's taxonomy places the organism in Eukaryota, Metazoa, Chordata, Mammalia, Rodentia, Sciuridae.
GGCACGAUGCUUUGUGGUCCCUGCCGCCUCCUCAGGGCCUCCGUAGCGCCCACCGCGGCCCUGGCUGCGGCGCUGCUUUCGUCGCUCGCUCGCUGCUCUCUCCAGGAGCCGAAGGACCAGGUGGCUUCGGCGCUCAGCCCCUACUUCGGCACCAAGACUCGCUACGAAGAUGUCAACCCCGGACUACUGUCGGACCCCGAGGCGCCGCAGCGGGACCCAGAGCUGCUGGAGGGGAGCUGCACCCCGGUGCAGCUGGUGGCCCUCAUCCGCCAUGGUACCCGCUACCCCACGGCCAAGCAGAUCCGCAAGCUGAGGCAGCUGCACGGGAUGCUGCAGGCCCGCGGGCCGGGGGAUGAUAGGCCGGGCAAUGCCAGCGAUCGCGGCCUGGGCGCCGCGCUGGCUGACUGGCCGCUGUGGUACGCGGACUGGAUGGAUGGGCAGUUGGUGGAGAAAGGGCGGCAGGACAUGCGACAGCUGGCGCUGCGACUGGCCUCCCUCUUCCCAGCUCUCUUCAGCCGGGAGAACUACAGCCGCCUGCGACUGAUCACCAGCUCCAAGCACCGCUGCGUGGACAGCGGCGCCGCCUUCUUGCGGGGGCUGUGGGAGCACUACCAUCCUGGGUUGUCACCGCCCGACGUCUCAGAUAUGGAGUGUGGACCUCCAAGCAUAAAUGACAAACUAAUGAGGUUCUUUGAUCAUUGUAAGAAGUUCUUAACUGAAGUGGAAAGGAAUGCUACAGCUCUUUAUCAUGUAGAAGCCUUCAAAACUGGACCAGAAAUGCAGAGCAUUUUAAAAAAAGUUGCAGCUGUUUUGCAAGUGCCGGUAAACAAUUUAAAUGCAGAUUUAAUUCAGGUAGCUUUUUUCACCUGUUCAUUUGACCUGGCAAUUAGAGGUGUCAAAUCUCCUUGGUGUGAUGUUUUUGACAUAGAUGAUGCAAAGGUAUUAGAAUAUCUAAAUGAUCUGAAACAAUAUUGGAAAAGAGGAUAUGGAUAUACCAUUAAUAGUCGAUCCAGCUGCACCCUCUUUCAGGAUAUCUUUCAGCACCUGGACAAAGCAGUUGAAGAGAAGCAAAGUACUAGACACCAAACCCAGAAUCUUGAGCAUACUAAGUCUCAGCCAGUUUCUUCUCCAAUCGUCCUUCAGUUUGGUCAUGCAGAGACCCUUCUUCCACUACUUUCUCUCAUGGGCUACUUCAAAGACAAGGAGCCCCUAACAGCUUAUAAUUACAAGGAACAAAUUCAUCGAAAGUUCCGAAGUGGUCAUAUUGUACCUUAUGCCUCCAACCUAAUAUUUGUGCUUUACCAUUGUGAAAAUGCCAAGACUCCUCAGGAAGAAUUUCAAGUGCAGAUAUUAUUGAAUGAAAAGGUGUUGCCCUUGGCUCACUCACAAGAAACUGUUUCUUUGUAUGAGGAUCUGAAGAACCACUACAAAGACAUCCUCCAGAGUUGUCAAACCAGCGAAGAAUGUGAAUUACCAAAGGUGAACAGCACAUCUGACGAGCUAUGAGUAAUUGAAGAACGUUUUUAGUUCAUCAGUGCUUCCCCAUAGGGAGUGAUUACAUGUUUAUAAUAAGUAGACAAUAUCUUGAUUACAGAAGCUUUCAUAUUACUUGGCUAUUUCUGUCUUUUCACAGAAAAACUAAGUUUUUGGGGGAGGGUCUGGACCUGAUACAUAGAUAAGAAAUGAUUUUCACUGGAGCAGCUCUCUUAAGGAAAUAAAAAAAUCUUUUCAGAGAGACAA